GUACAGGAUCCAGGGACCGCAGCCGCGGGGAGCAGGGAAAGCUAACAGCAGCAGGCAGCAAAGCAAAAAGGACCAAAAAAAAGAGAGAAAGAGGUAUACAAAUACUCAGUGAAGUUCGGACUAGGGAGCGGAACUCCAGAAAGUGUCUGACGAUCAACUCCAGAUCCAGUUAACGUGUUUACACUGAGGAUAUGACCGGCCGCUGUGUCAAAGGGUUUGAUGUUAAACCUAUGCCCGCGGGAUUCUCUUCUUCCAGGCCACUACUGAAUAGUGGAAGAUCAAACGACCAUUUCACUCAUUAGAAAGCAGCAGAAGUUCAAGAUUCGUAGGCGAUGAGUCUGCUUCACGUAACUGGCAUUUGUGGAGAGAUGUGAUGGAAAAAUCAAAGCAGGAGGGAGCGCGAAGUCAAUAAUUAGUAAUAUUUUUCUCUUUUAAAAAAAGGAAAUACCACCACCCAAUCUAGAAGGGGCGUCAGUCAGUUUGGAUUGUGGAGAUGACCUUCCUAUUCGUUUUGGUUUGCAUUUUGAUCGACCGCGUUGCCUGUCAGAUCCGCUACUCGGUUCCCGAGGAGCAGGAACAUGGCACGUUCGUGGGGAAUAUCGCCGAGGAUUUGGGAUUGGACGUGACGAAGCUGGCCGCCCGCAGGUUUCAGACGGUUCCCAGUUCCAGAUCUCCGCACCUGGAGGUGAACCUGGAGAACGGGGUACUGUUUGUCAACGAGAAGAUCGACCGCGAGCAGAUCUGCAAGCAGAGCCCUACUUGUCUGUUGCACCUCGAGGUUUUCCUGGAGAAUCCGUUGGAACUUUUUCGCGUGGAGAUCGAGGUCGUGGAUAUUAACGACAACCCGCCGAGUUUCCCCGAGGCAGACAUUACGGUGGAGAUUUCGGAGAGCGCCGGUGCUGGUACUCGGCUGCCGCUGGAGAGCGCGUUCGAUCCGGACGUUGGCAGCAACUCACUCCGCACCUACGAGAUCACCCCCAAUAGUUACUUUUAUCUCGACGUGCAGACGCAAGGAGACGGCAACAAGUUCGCCGAGCUGGUGCUAGAGAAAAACCUGGACCGAGAACAGCAAGCCCUCCAUCGGUAUGUGCUGACGGCAGUAGACGGGGGUUUGCCCCAGCGCACCGGCACCGCUCUGCUCAGCAUCAGGGUGUUGGACUCGAACGACAACGUACCCGUCUUCGAGCAGUCGGUUUACACGGUGAGCUUGCCGGAGAAUGCGCCCGUCGGUACCCUCGUUAUUCAGCUCAAUGCUACCGACCGCGAUGAAGGCAAAAACGGCGAGGUGGUGUACUCGUUCAGCAACCACGUCUCCCCCAGGGUGAAGGAGCUGUUUAGCAUCGAGCCUAGGACGGGCUGGAUCGAGGUGAAGGGAGUCAUCGAUUACGAGGAGAGCAACCUUUAUCAGCUGUACGUUCAGGCGAAGGAUCUGGGGCCCAACGCGGUGCCGGCUCACUGCAAAGUGCUAGUGAAAGUUACUGACGUGAACGACAACGCGCCCGAGAUCAGUUUCAGCACCGUUUCCAACUCAGUAAACGAGAGCGCAAACCCGGGCACCGUGGUCGCUCUGCUGAGCGUCACCGACCGUGACUCGGGAGACAACGGGCAACUCCAGUGCGAGAUCCUGGGACAGGUACCUUUCAAGUUGAAGCCCUCCUUCAAGAAUUACUACACCAUCGUGACGGACGGGCCGCUGGACCGAGAAGUCACCGACUCUUACACUAUCACCAUCAUGGCGAAGGACAGAGGCUCUCCUCCUCUGGCCUCCAGCAAGUCCAUCAAGGUCCAAGUGGCGGACGAGAACGACAAUGCGCCCCGUUUCUCUCAGUCUUCCUACGACGUGUAUGUCACCGAGAACAACGUUCCCGGCGCUUACAUCUACGCAGUAACAGCCGUGGAUCCCGAUGUGGGGCAGAACGCUUACAUCUCUUACUCCAUAUUAGAGUGCGAUAUACAGGGUAUGUCGGUUUUUACGUACGUUUCCAUAAACUCUGAGAAUGGCUAUCUGUACGCCUUGCGCUCUUUCGAUUACGAGCAGCUCAAGGAGUUUAGUUUCACGGUGCAGGCCAGAGAUGCGGGGAACCCUCCGCUGAGCAGCAACACCACCAUUAACAUCAUAAUUGUGGACCAGAACGACAAUGCGCCAUCCAUUGUAUCACCCGUGUCCAGGAAUGGCAGUGCCCGCGAGAUGGUGCCUCGCUCAGCUGAACCGGGAUACCUGGUAGCCAGGCUAGUGGCAGUGGACGCGGACGACGGCGACAAUGCUCGGCUCACCUAUUACAUUGCCAAGGGCAACGAGUUGGGUCUCUUCAGAAUGGAUUGGAGGAGUGGAGAGCUCAAGACGGCCAGGAGACUGUCCACCACCAAAAAAGCCCCCAGUGCCCCGUACGAGCUGGUGAUCGAAGUUAGGGAUCAUGGACAACCGCCGCUGUCAGCCACUGCCACAAUCCUGGUGAUGGCAGUGGACAGCCCGGUGGAUCGCCAAGGAGAACGGGGCAACCGAGCUGGCACGCCGAAGGAAAACUCUCUUGAUCUGACCCUGAUCUUGAUUAUCGCCCUGGGCUCCGUGUCCUUCGUCUUCCUCCUGGCCAUGAUCGUGCUGGCAAUCCGGUGCCAGAAGGACAAAAAGGUGAACAUCUACAGCUGCCUGGCCAGCGAGUGCUGCUCCUGCUGCAGGCAGGCGAGAAACAGAAAGAAGAAGCUCAGCAAAUCGGACAUCAUGCUGGUGCAGACCACCAACGCCAACGCUGCGCAGGUGUCGGUGGAGGAAGGGGGCUUUGGACAUCACAGCCAGAAUUACUGUUACCAAGUUUGCCUGACCCCGGAAUCGGCCAAAACUGACCUCAUGUUCUUGAAACCAUGCAGCCCAGUCAGGAGUACGGACGCUGAACACAACUCCUGUGGGGCCAUUAUUGCGGGGUACGCUGACCAACAACCCGACGUCAUUUCCAAUGGGAGUAUAUUAUCAAAUGAGACCAAACACCAGCGGACCGAACUCAGUUUUCUUGUGGACAGACCCCGUCGAGUUAACAGUUCUGCUUUCCAAGAAGCGGAUAUCGUGAGCUCGAAGGACAGCGGUCACGGUGACAGUGAACAAGGCGACAGUGACCACGAUGCUACUAACCGAGCUCACAACUCUGGCCGUUCACCAAGAUGCAUCCUCCUCCAGAUGGGGGAGAGCAGGAUGGUCCAGGAUACAGACUUCUCCACGACUGCCGUCAAUGCAGCUCUGUGAGCAGCUGGCAGGAGAUGCGAUUUGAGCAGGGUGCGUUGGACAAUGCCACUUCUCCCUCUUUCCCCUCCCUCCACACACCCACCUAGAGAAUGGAGUCCCUCACUUCCACAUUGCUCUUCCUCUAGGGGUCUGGUCAACAUCUGAGGAAGCUGAACCAAUUGAGGCAACUGAUAACAGGCAGUCCUGUCAAUUUCUGGUUGGGAAUGAAGCAUGAAGCUGCUGGAGCUGCCUUGAAAGCCCUUGCUAUCUAUAAAGGACAGCACCAGCCUAUUUUAGCUGAAAGGUUUUUUUACAUUUCACAAUGGAGUCCUUUUAACAUUAUUUUUAUCUGCCAAAGGAAAGAAAAUUAUAAAUGGAGUGAUUAACUUCAAUAUGAGAUGUGGAAGAAACACUCAUAUGACAAUCAUGUUGUUAUCUUAUAAAGUGACUAACAAUUCAGUUUGUAAACACAGUAUUAUCAGUGAGGCAGUGAUAUCAUUCGCCAACAACUGAACAUUUCUUCACCCUUUUUACUACUAUGCUUGUCUUCUUCCUAAUCUCUCACUCCUGCCGAUGAAUUGAACCACUUUCAGAUGCUAAAGCAGCUCUGGGUUCUUCUGGUAUCUCAGCACAUUGGCUGUUCUAUAUGUGAAUCUUGACUGUAAAUAACAGGAGACUGUUUGACCGUGGGAGAAUAGCAGAGCAAAGCCUGAUCAUGCCCUCUCCCAAAGGCUCAAAAGCAGAUCUUACUAUUGUUAAAGGAGAGCAAUGAAUGGACGAAUGCUAUCUGAUUUAGUUAACUAUUGAAGCUUUGCUAAUGCCAGUUGGAAUGUUUGCUUUGUUGAUCUGGUUGUGAUCACCUCAUUAAGCACUUUGCACUUACCAAGAGUCAAGGUUGGUAUUUUCUUUGCUAGGAAAGCAGCAUUACCAACACAGGAAGGAGGACAUCAACCUAUCUGAAUGACUUUUAUCUUCAAAAUAAGCAAAGCUUGUACUUGGGAACGGAACAGUUUAAUUUUGGGCACUCUAAUGUGUUAUCCCAGAUAAAUUUCACCAUAAUUAGAAUCAAACUGAAUACAUCUAAUGGUCUUUACGGUGUACAUUACCAUUAACUUUGAAAAGCAAUCACUCUUACCAAUGCACUGCUUUUUGUAUUCUCCACAUUUCUCUGAAUAUGAUUGACAAACCAGUGCAGCUUUUUUCUAUAGGUCGCUAUUCAAUUGGGAUUGUUAGAAGUUGCCUACAAUAAUUACACUGGGUCCUUGUUGCCAGAUUAGCUUUUCUCUCAUUUUCUGGGUUGGAUUGAACCCAGGUGUCUGGGGUGAAGUGCCUAUAUCUUAUGGUCCAUUUAAACAUUGC
Messenger RNA from Hypanus sabinus (Atlantic stingray), 4573 nucleotides. RefSeq names its product protocadherin 10a (gene pcdh10a). The transcript has 4 exons. Gene Ontology annotation, molecular function: calcium ion binding. The coding region runs from base 494 to 3235 and encodes 913 amino acids. Gene Ontology annotation, cellular component: plasma membrane. Lineage: Eukaryota; Metazoa; Chordata; Chondrichthyes; Myliobatiformes; Dasyatidae. The record is from RefSeq and is a predicted model, not a curated record. Gene Ontology annotation, biological process: homophilic cell-cell adhesion.